CGUAGGGCACAUGUAAGCGCACAGUUGUGCAACUCCUUCUGUGAGACUCUAGUUGUCCUGCACGUUGACAUUGGUGCAGUAUCCGGAGAGAGGAACCUUCUGGGCUCACUUCGCUAACAGACAGUGCAGGAUGGGAGCCUCCAUGUCUACACAUGCUGCUCCUACAGUGAUGGCAGAGGCUAUGAUGGCUGCACCCCCGCAAGGCUGCCCCAUGCACAAAGAAGCUGAGCCUGCCACAGUUUCUCCACCUCCGGGUUGCCCCAUGCAUCAAGCUCAACCUGUCACAGCGUCUCCUCCGCCCGAGUGUCCGAUGCACAAAGCAGAAGCAGGUCCCGCCCACCAGGAGCGCGCCUAUGAGUUUGUGGAGUGUCCCAUGAAAGCUGCAGCAGCCAUGAACAGUGACAUCGACCCAGCAAAUAUGAUGCCUCCUCCGAACCAAACCCCAGCUCCCGACCAGCCCUUCGACCUUUCAAUCGCGAGACAGGAGUCCAACAUUCCCCGUCACGGUGCAGAGAAGAACUGGGUCUACCCAUCUGCACAGAUGUUCUGGAAUGCUAUGCUACGAAAGGGUUGGCGUUGGCGUGAGGACGACCUCGCUCCUGUUGACAUGAACAACAUCAUUAAAAUCCACAACCGAAACAAUGAGCAGGCCUGGGAAGAGAUCCUGAGAUGGGAGGCUAUGCAUGCAAGUGAAUGUCCAUGUGGGCCGACUUUGAAGAGGUUUGGUGGGAAAGCCAAAGAGUACUCUCCCAGAGCUCGCCUCCGCCACUGGAUGGGCUACGAGCUGCCUUUUGACCGCCAUGACUGGAUUGUUGACCGCUGUGGGAAGGAGGUGCGAUAUGUCAUCGACUACUAUGAUGGGGAAAUCAACAAAGAAAACUACCAGUUCUCAAUCCUGGAUGUUCGCCCUGCCUAUGACUCUUUAGGUGCCGUCUGGGACCGCAUGAAGGUGGCCUGGUGGCGCUGGACCUCCUAAAGAACCACAAACACACACACACACACACGCAAAGACUGUGAAUAUGGCUAUCCUCAUUUAAGCUCUGUCCGACAUGCGUGGUGCUGUGAAAAGAAACAAAGAAGACCGGAUAGUUUUUGCAGGAGCUCACUCAGUUUGUCCUACAUACAUGAAGCUUUGUCUGUUAAUCAUAUUGAUUUUUGUGGCGAAUACAACAACACCCUUGUGGUACAGGUCACAUGAUGCUUCACACUGCUUCUGAGAUUCUAAGAUACUUCGACUUUUACUACAUCAUAGGAGAUCUUCUUAGUCUGUGGAAACAGUUUAAUAUCCUCUGUGACCCUGGAGGAGCUUUAUCAAGUCUGAGAAAAUAAGAUUUAUCACAAACAAAGAAACCGGAAAUUUCAAUUCCACUGCUUUUUCAAAUUCACAGCAUAGGAAUUUGAUUUAAAAAGUUUAUAUUGUUCAUUUUAAAUUAAUUCCUUACAGUAGGCAGGCAAAUUGUCGUUUUUGCAAAAAAAUUCCUCUAUUGGGGCCGAUGGAGAGAAUCGCUUUGAGACGACAUUGUCGACCAGAAUAUCCUGUUGAUGGAAAUGUUGUAGAAAUGUACGUUAACAGAAUGUACAUACAGAUCCCUUAUGCUUAUAUUUUUAUUCUUGCAGAAAAAGUCCUCAAAUGCACCUCAUAGAUGACAGUAGCUUGUUUAGGGGUUAACUUAGCAGUCAGCUGACCAGAUUAUAUACUGUAUUAUUAUCUUCUUGUAGUGUUCAAAUCAAAUAUUACUUUCCUAUUUCCAAAAAGGGAUUAAAGCUCAAACUAGCUCAAUAGGAUUCUCAUCUCAGAUGUAUCACAUUUGAAUGGCUCUGUCCUCUGCUAUUGCUUCAGACAAGCUUCUGCCCAUUCAAAACAUGGUGGGAGGCAUUGUAUUCAAAAAGACAACCUUCUGUGAUGUCACCACAUUAGCAGAGUCACUUAGUGACAUCCAUUUGGGGGGGUGGGGGGGGUGACGGUGCACCUCCUGGAGUCCACAGCAACACACCUGCCAAGUCUGAUGUUGAUCGUAUGAACGGUUACUUGGGUUGUUGAAUUCUACUGCAAUAUUAUCUGCAAUUUCUACAGUGCUGCCCCAAUUCUACAGAAGGGGAUUAGGGCCACUUGAAAACUUUCUUUAGAAAAAGAAAAGAAUCAGUUCGUAACUUCUUUUUUUUUUUUCAGAAGAUUAUUUCUUGUGGCUCUGAUCCUCAAAUAGAAUACCCUGUCUCGGCUCUGGUCUCUCAUAUUGUUGUGCUAAUAUUCAUAUUUUUAUUUAUUGUAUGAUAAAUACGUAUAGAUUUGUGUGCAUAAUCUUGAAGUUUCUGUUCCCAGAAAAUGUUAUUGUACUGGUGGUCAACUAUAAAUAAAUCUGGUUUCCCCCCUGAA
Pleuronectes platessa (European plaice) is the source of this 2374-nucleotide messenger RNA. RefSeq names its product holocytochrome c-type synthase. The transcript is spliced from 8 exons. Gene Ontology annotation, biological process: cytochrome c-heme linkage. Gene Ontology annotation, cellular component: mitochondrion. The record is from RefSeq and is a predicted model, not a curated record. Bases 131 to 976 code for a protein of 281 amino acids. NCBI's taxonomy places the organism in Eukaryota, Metazoa, Chordata, Actinopteri, Pleuronectiformes, Pleuronectidae. Gene Ontology annotation, molecular function: holocytochrome-c synthase activity.